GAAUUCUAGUAAAACAAACGUAAAGAGUUGGCACUUGGCACACAUUUGUAAACAUAGAGUAAAAUACACUUGAAAUACACGGUUUCAAAAGAUGUAAAAACUUCACUUAAGAAGCCGCGGACUGUUAAAAGUUUUAUUUUAUUUGUAGUCUGGGUUGCUUUGAACAGAGACAGAGCGGUUGCCUUGUCUCCCACAUUGAUUCUGCUUUUAGCGUCAGGUUUUCUCGUCAUUAAUAAAUCUUAAAGAAUGGAAGGUAGACGUCAAGAAAAAGUGGACGCUGGACGAGAAAAGUUUGCUGCGUACCAGAAGAGAAAAAAGAAGUCAGUCCGGCAGCGGGACAGGGUGCAGGGAAAGGAGGAUGAAGCGGGUGGAGAGACGCUUCUGUCUGACACGUCCACUGGAGCUCUAGACAUGUCGCUGUGUUCUUCUUUCUCCAGUGUAUCUGGCCCGUGCGAGACGGGCAGUGACGUCGCGCGGGAGCUCAACGCCAAAGUCAGGGAGCUGGAGGACGUGAUAUCAGGCCAGCAGGCGGCCCUGGAGGCUCUCCGGGGCUCCAGCCGGGAGCAGCAGGCCGAGCACAAGGCCCAGCUGGACAGCUACGUGGCCAGGCUGAGGGAGUACGAGGGGGCCGUGCAGGAGAGGAACGCCGUGAUCGAGCGUCUGACGGCGUCGCUGCACGCGGAGCUGACGACUCGCUGCGCGCUGCAGCAGCAAGGGGACCACCUGGCCCAGGAGGUGUCCCUGCUGGAGCGCCAGCUGCAGGCCACCAGCGAGCUGGUCGAGGGACACCAUUGGGACACGGGCGUGCGUCCCGACCAGUACCUGGCCCUGCAGAACAAGGUGCUGACGCUGGAGGCCUCGCUGCAGUCCGUGGAGGAGCUGAAGGCCCGGCUGGCCGCGGCGGAGGCGGAGCGGGACGACACGGCACACGAGCUCCGCCAGCACAAGAGUCGCUCCGCACAGGAGGUGCAGAGACUCAUGGGCGAGGUGGAGCAGGUGCAGCAGCGCGCGGCGGCCGCUGCAGCGGAGCACGCCCGCAAGCUGGCCGAGACGGAGGAGGGCCUCGGCCUGCAGCUCAGGCUGAAGGAGGAGCACAGGCGCCAUGUGGAGGAGGAGAAGCGCCUACUGCAGGUAGCCUACGAGGAGCUCUCGGUUGUCCACCAGCGGUCGCCUCUGGAGAACGGAGGUCUGGAGGUGGCGUCUCGUCAACUGGACGAUGCACUGCGAGCGAACGCAGACACGAGGGCAGCGAUGGCGGAGGCUCGGAGGCGCUACGAGGAGGAGCUGGCCGCCGUCCGCAAGCAAAGCGAUGAAGAGGCGCGGGCGUUGCAACGCGACGUGGACGAACUGCGGCAGCAACUAGAGCGUGCGGUGUCCGAGAGCCGGCGGCUGUCCGGGGAGCUGGAGCGGGAGAGGGAGGCCCACGCGAGGGACGUGGCCGCCCUGAGCGCGCAGCUGCGUGAGCACGGGCAGGCUUGCCAACUCCAGGAGGAGUCCCACAAGCAGGUGGUCCAGGCGCUGAACGAGCGCUUGAAGGAGGCGGCGCAGGGGGAGGAGAAGACCCCUGACGUGGUCACCGCCCACUUGGAGAGCUUCCGGGCGGACAGACGUCGCUACGAGGAGCGUGUGGAUGCCUUGAACGCUCGCUUGCAGGAGUCCAUGAAGACUGGCGAAGCUCGAGAGAGGCUCCUCGCUGAUAAAGAGGCGGAGCUGGUUGUGCUGAAGGCGCAGGUGUCCAAAGUGAGCUCGUUGCUGGAGCUUGCCACCCAGUCGGAGAAUGCUCUCGCGCAGCAGGUUGGCUCUCUUAGCGCACGCUUGCAGGAAGCCGACAAGAACAAGGUGGAUGCAGAAUCUUACAAACUUCAGAACGAUGAAUUAAACUGCAAAAUAAAGAAAUUGAAUGAUGAUUUGUCUUCUAGAGAGCAAAAGAUCAAGGAAUAUGACGACGAGGUAACAGAACUCAAGAGCAGACUUGUGGAACUUGAAGGUUUAAAAGUACAGGCUGAAAAUUAUGAAGCGAAAAUAAAGAAUUUAAGCUCCGAGACAAAAGAGUUACUAAAAUACAAGGAUAAGGCAUUGGCGUUGCAGAAUGAAAUAGAUUUACUCCAGGGAAAUUUAAAUGAAUUGUCGCGAAUGUUCCCUGAUGCAGAGGCGUUGGUUCCAUCCGAGCAUCACGUAUCCAAGCGUGAGGCAGUGGAAUCAUUUUUUACCGUGGACAAACUUGAGCAACUGAGAGUAAAACUGGGAGUUGUUUUAAAGCAGAGGGAGGAGGAUCGUUGCUUGCACCAAGCGGAGGUAGCGAGGUUGAACGAGCAGAUAGCUGCGAACGCGCAGGUGGCUGAGAGACAAGCGGCCGAGUGGGAAGAGAGGAUUGCCUUCUACCGAGACCGGCUGGAGAGCCUGAGUGGCCAGGUGUGUGCGGUAGAGGAGCAGCAGAGGACCGAGGUGUCGCGACUGCAGGACGCGCAUCGCACCGAGGUGGAGCGUUUGAAGUCGUCCCUCGACCAGGAGGUAGCCGCCCUCAAGGCGGAACUGGCGGCCCAGAAGGCGCACCAUGCCAAAGAACUCGAACAACACCAGGCCGCUUUCAACGUGGAAUUGUCCCGGCUGAAGGAGGCCCACGACUUGAAGUUGGUGGAGCUGGAUGAAACUUACAAGUCGCAAAGUGCUGUACAGGUGCAGGAACUCGGGUCGCCUGAAGAGAAGACGGGAGAACAGCCAGGAGAGGUAGAGGCAAAAGGUGGGGAGUUGUCGGGGCCGCACUGGAGCGAGCUGGAGUUGUGCCGACAGCAGAUAGCGGUCCUGAAGGGGCGGCUGGAGGAGGCCAGCGCCGCACAGCAAGAGCACAUCGCGACGGUGGCUGCCUGCCAGUUGCAGGUGGAGAGCUACAAGCAACAGGUGGAGCUGCUGGACGGCCGCUGCGAGGACGAGCUGGCGGCAAGACAGACGGAGUUGGACGAGCUCCGGGGCAAGAUACAAAGUAUGACAGACGGUGAGAAGGGCCUAAGGGAACACUUGUUGGCAGCACAAGCACAGAUACAAGAGCUGCAGAACUCACGUAUUAUCACAGUGACUGAAGUUACAAACGAUAUCGAACAGCAGAAGGGGCAGUUGGGUGUUAAGGAAGAAGAGUUGGCGAGAGUGCACAGUCAGCUACAGGAGAAAACAGACUGUGAGAAGGGCCUGAGGGAACACUUGUUUGCAGCACAAGCGCAGAUACAAGAGCUGCAGAACUCACAUAAGAGCACAGUGGCUGAAGUGAUGAACGAUCUUGAACAGCUGAAGGGGCAGUUGAGUGUUAGGGACGAAGAGUUGAUGAGUCUGCGCAGUCAGCUACAAGAGAAAACAGACUGUGAGAAGGGCUUGAGGGAACAGAUACUGACUGCAGAAGCACAGAUUCGAAAUUUGCAAGAGUCACGAGAGAGCACAAUGGCUGAAGUGACGAACCAACUAGAACUUUUGAAGGGGCAGUUGGGUUUGAGGAAUGAAGAGUUGGCAAGUUUGCACAAUCAGCUACAAGAGAAAACAGACUGUGAGAAGGCUUUGAGGGAACAGAUACUGACUGCAGAAGCACAGAUUCGAGAGUUGCGAGAGUCACGAGAGAGCACUGUGGCUGAAGUGACGAACCAAGUAGAACAACUGAAGGGGCAGCUGGCUGUUAGGGACGAAGAGUUGACGAGUCUGCGUAGUCAGCUACAGGAGAAAACGGACUGUGAGAAGGGCCUGAGGGAACAGAUAAUGACUGCAGAAGCACAGAUUCUAGAGUUGCGAGAGUCACGAGAGAAUACAGUGGCUGAAGUGACGAAGCAGCUUGAACAGCUGAAGGGGCAGUUGGGUGUUAGGGACGGAGAGUUGACGAGUCUGCGCAUUCAGCUACAGGAGAAAACAGACUGUGAGAAGGGCCUGAGGGAACAGAUAUUGACUGCAGAAGCACAGAUUCGAGAGUUGCGAGAGUCACGAGAGAGCACAGUGGCUGAAGUGACAAACCAAGUAGAACAACUGAAGGGGCAGUUGGCUGUUAAGGACGAAGAGUUGGUGUGUCUUCGCAUUAAGUUACAGGAGAAAACAGACUGUGAGAAGGGCCUGAGGGAACAGAUGAUGACUGCAGAAGCACAGAUUCUAGAGUUGCGAGAGUCACGAGACAGCACAGUGGCUGAAGUGACGAACCAACUAGAACAGCUGAAGGGGCAGUUGGGUUUGAGGAAUGAAGCGUUGGCAAGUUUGCACGAUCAGCUACAAGAGAAAACAGACUGUGAGAAGGGCCUGAGGGAACAGAUAAUGACUGCAGAAGCACAGAUUCGAGAUUUGCAAGAGUCACGAGAGAGCACAGUGGCUGAAGUGACAAACCAAGUAGAACAGCUGAAGGAGCAGUUGGCUGUUAGGGAAGAAGAGUUGGCGUGUCUGCGCAGUGACGAUGGAGCAAAGGAAGUGAACGAGGGAAAGACGAGGGGAGGUCGGUUGACGGCAGACCCGGCCGGACAGCAGGCGGACGAAGGGGAGCCCCGGGGUGACGCGGCAGACCUGCAGGAGGCGGCGGUGCAGUGCCUGAAGAUGGGCGGCCUCCUGGCGGGCAAGGACGAGCUACACCUGGCCCUCACCGAGCGCGUCGCCCGGCUGGAGCGCGACCUGGAGACGUCCCGCCGUGACAACUCCCAGUUGACGCUGAAGGUGGUGAAGGCGAAGGAGCUGCUGAAGAGGCUGAAGGACGAGAAGAACAAGGCGUCGGCCAGGAGCGCGGACCUGGAGGCGGAGUGUGAGAGACUGCGGGGGGAGGGGGUGGAACUGGGUGCGCAGCUGGAGUCUGCGAAGUCAGAGCGGGACAGAGAAGUGAAGGAGUUGCUGGCGAGGCUGGACGAGAGUGAGGAGACUCGUGUGUCGCUAGUGGCACAGCUGAGCGUGCAGACCAAGGAGGCGGGGUUGUUGAGAGAGCGACUGCGACUCGCAGAGCGCCGGUGCGAGGCGGCGCUGGCGGCCAGGGAUGAGUACGAGCGGGAGGUGCAGGAGACGUGGCAGGUGCGGAAGGACGCCGAGGACGAGCUCGUAGAGCCGAAGGCAGACCCGGGUGUUGCGAGGCCGGAGAUGGAGGCGACCCAGACCCCGGGCGAGGAGAGACUGCCGAGCUGGGAUGAGGUGCUGUCUGACUACCAGAGGGAAGUGCUGGGACAGCUGGCAGUGCGUUGCGAGCAGCAUGCAGGUUUGGGGGACCUGCUGGGGUCCUCUGGGAUACUCCAGGAGACCAUGUUCCAGCAGAAGCAGCAGCUACUCCAAAGGCUACAGGGCGCAGAGCACGGACAGAGUGUGUCUGCCAUGUCGGGCUGCGACGACAUCCUGGCUGCCGUGGAGCACUCUCUGCGCCGACAGCACGUCGCUGCCCUGCAGGCGGUGGCUCGCGCGUGGCGUGACCGGUACGAGUCGGAGCUGGCUGCUGUCGUGUUGGCGCUGGAGGAGACGGCGCGCAGCAGCCGGAAGUCCGACGCCGCUACCAACUGUCAGAUCGAGGUGGAGACGUUGCUCGCAGCACAAGAGCGGUUGCUGUCUGCCCUGGAAGAUGUGCAGGAGCGGUUGCGUGGGUUCCACCACGGCGCGGUGGCACGUCUGCGGGAGGAGAUGCAGGCGGAGCACGGCCGUGUGCUGCAGCAGCUGCAGCAGAUGAGGGCCGCAGUGUCCAGCCUCCGGUCGCCGGACGACUCCUCCAGGGAGGGCGUGCUCGGCACGGACGCGGGACAGCUGCGCAGGGAGCUGGAGCAGAAGCACACCCGGGAGAUGGAAGAGCUGCGACGCUACUUCGAGCAGAAGUGCGCUGACGUGGAGAAGAGGUACGCGGAGGAAGUGUUCAGCCAGCACGGCCGCAAGCUGUCGGCCAGCAGCGCGGGCUCCGGCGAGGAGCUGGCCGUGGACCUGUGCCUCGCGGGCGGGGACCACCAGGGCCGGAGGGUGCCCGCCCUCACGCACAUCUGCGACUCCUACUCCGUCGAGCCCGGCUACAAGGACCUGGAGGAGCACUGCAGAGCGGACUACGAGCGACGGCUGCUGGAGUCCCGCGACCACCUCAAGAGCAAGCACUCCAGCGAGUUGGCAGCUCUGCACGACCACUACCAGCAGCUGCUGCUGCAGCACCAGCCUCUGCGGAUGAGUGCGGGGCCUGUCGAACCAGAGGGCGCCUCGGAACAGCAGCCCGGGAACAAGCCAGGCGCGGAGGAACACUUCGUGGAGAGCGUCAUCGACAAACUGGCGUGCAUCACCGUUGACGCUGCCCUCAGCAAGGUGUGCACGGAGCCGUGGCCACGAGGGGAGGAGAGGUGUGCAGAGACGGCGGAUGCGUCCUCGCAAGUGCCUCACGCGGCCGAGGGCACCCCCGAGGCACGGCAGCGCACGGACGGUGGUCAGGAGGACAGCUUCGCCUCGCUGCUGGGGAGCCUGAGACGUGCUUCUGGAUCAGCUGUGACAGGUUGCUUGGACCGCCUGGAAGCCGCGCACGAGGAAGAGCUGAGAGCCGCGCGGUCGGCCGUGCUGGAGCAGGCCGGUAUGUUAGAAGUGGAGCAUGUGGCGUGCCAGCAGCGACUGCAUGAACAGGUGGAACAAGCCAGGUGUGACGUGGUGGCCACCCUGCAUCACCACCUCCAGGCUCUCCUCUCCGAGUCGGGGCCCAUCCCGCAAGAGUUGGCGGCCCUGCAGGAGAGGUUCGCGGGUCCGCUGCUGCGCGAAGUGGACAGGUUGAAGCAGGAGUUGGCUGCCUUGAACACUCUGCAACAGAAGGAUCAGCUGACGUUCUCGUGUCAGCAAAGCUCUUUGGUGGAGCUCGACUCCGGUGGGUCUCUGGAGGGCCUCAUCAGGGAGAGGGACGAGCUGCAGCAGGCACUGGUCGUGCUGCGCUGCGUGGUGCGAGAGCUGCUGGACUACUGCGCGCGCUGCGAGGAGGAGCUGAACGGCACGCUGGUGGAGGAGCUGAGCCCCACGGACCGCGUGCACCUCUCCCCCGACACGACCGCGCUGGCCAGCCUGGUGCGCGACCACUCCCUGCCCUCGGACUCCUCGCACGUCUCCAUGAGCCUGCGUGGGGAGCUGGACAGAUGCCUAGCUCGCCUGCACGCGGAGGCGUCAUCCGUGCUGGCCCUGUCCCGGGGGCUGACGAGGGGCAAGGAGCUGGUGGGGGAGGGACUGUGCGAACUAGCUACCCCGCGCAGACCGCCCCCCAACGACCCAGCGCACUCCCUGCUCUACGCGCGGCGGUCCAUGUCCGAGCCCUCCUCCCCCCCCUCCAAGCUGCUGGACGAGGCCCAGCGGGAGCGAGACCGGCUCCUGGAGGAGGCUCGCCGCGACAAGGAAGACUUGCGUCUCCAGGUGAGGGUAGACCCUUCUCUUGGGGCCUCUUGCAAGCUGCAGGUGGAGGCGGCAGACAAGCAGCUUCGUGCCACGCGCUUGUUCCUGGAGGAGCAGGCGGCGGAGCGCGAGCAGGAGAGGGAAGAGUCCGUGCGCGAGGCGGCCGUGCUGAGGGCACAGCUGCGCGACAGGGAGCGCGACCGUGCCGAGCACCGGCGCCUGCUCAAGGAGGUGGAUGGUCUGGACCUACAGCUGAAGGAGUCUGCGACACAGCUGGCCCAGAGCGAGGCAGACAGAGCCCGGCUUCAGGCCGACCUGGACUCUGCGGCCGAGAAGAUAUCAACCUUGCGUGAGAUAAUAGUCGAACUGGAGGUGGCUGUGGAAAACAGAAGUGCGAAUGAAAAGAACUUGAAGCAGCGGUUGGCAGAUCUGGAAUGCCUUCUUCAUCAGCAGGACGAGAGCCAUCGCCAACAGUUUUCCGAACUGGAGAGCCUGCGCGAGGAGGCGGGCCCCGCGCACCUGGCCGCGCACGUCUCCGCGCUGGAGGAGCAGCUGCGCCGGCACCGCCUGCACGUGGAGCAGUUCGAGUCGGGCUCGGGCGCCGUGCGCCGCAUGAGGUCGCAGAUCCGGGAGCUGGAGGCGGCCGUGGGCAGGAAGACGCGCGAGCUGGAGUCCGUGCACUGCGUGGUGCCGUGCGACGCCAGCCCGGCCGGCUCCCCGCUCUCCGAGGACGUGUCCAUCAGGGAGCAGCUAGACGUGAUGCGCUGCUGCUCGCCCGACCGCGGCCUCACGGAGACCCCGUCCCCCGUGCCCCUGCCCCUGGAGGACUUCCAGAGACUGCAGGAGAAGGUGGAGCGGCUGUGCCGUGCCGAGGAGGCAGCGCUCAAGAGGAUCGCGGACUUGGAGAUGGAGCUGCGAGGCGUGCGCCGCAGGGAGGAGGAGGUGUCCGCGGAGAGGGACGUGCUGCUACUGCAGACGGAGGAGCAGCUGCUCAGGACCUCGGCGCUGCAGGCGCGCCUGGACGACCAGCGCCGCGCUGUGGACUCGGCCCGCCGGCAGGCCGAGGGCGAGCUGCGCGCGGAGCUGCAGGACCGCACGGACGAGAUGCACUCCCUGCGCGACGCCUGCGACGCCAGCCGCAAGGAGGUGGAGGAGGUGCGGGGUCUGCUGGACCAGGCGCGGCGUCAGGCGGCGGUGCAGGAGGCCGAGGCGGUGUCCCUGGCCGAGCGGCUGGCGUCCCGGGACGACGCGGGAGACCGACACUCCUCGCACGCGCAGGACCUGGACGCGGGGCUGGGCGUGAUGGGGGCGUUGCUGGCGGACGCCCGCGAGGAGCUCCGCGCCGCGCAGGGGGACGUGUCUCGCCUCGGCGCGGAGCGCGCCCGGCUGCGCGCGCUGCUGGACUGCCACCGGAGCCUGGACCUCAGCGCGCGGCAGCAAGCACGCCUCUCUGCCCUGUUGCAGAGAGCUGCCGAGACCGAGCCGGGAGACCCACGAGACACACACUUCUCGGAGGAGGUCUUCAGGGAGGCUGCGGAGACAUCUCUGUCCUAUUCGCUUCUCCCCUCACAGGAGCAGACAGCUGUGUCACAUCCAGACGUGCCGGACCACACGACGGACCGAGACCAGCCGUCGAAGGAACUGGACGAUGCACGCACUGCACUGGAAAGUGUCCAGCGCCAGAACGCAGAGCUCUCUCGGCAGGUUGAAGACUUGCUCGCGUGCCGUGCUGCGCUGGAGGACUCGAAGGCCGAGAACUCGUCGCUGGCGGAACGAGCGGAAGCCCUCGGGGCCGAGUGCUCGGCGUUGCGACAGGACAAACUGGACCUCGAGCAGCGGGUUGAGUGUUUGACCGCGCAGUGUUCGCGUGUGGACGGACUGCAGCGGGAACGGCUUUCUCUGCUGGAAGAGGUCGAAGCCCUGAAGAAGCGGUGCUCCACAGAGGAGACCUUGCGGCAGGAAAAGGUCGCUUUGGCCGCACGAUGCGACGAACUACAGAGGACGUGUGGUGCUCUGGAGGCCGUGCAAGUCGAGAAUGCAUCGCUGGCCGCAGAGCUGGCACUCCUUAAACAAGAGUGCUCUACCUUAAAGAAGAUCCAAGAUGAGAAUCACAAACUGUCGCAACAACUUGAGAUUUUCCAAGCCGAAUGUUCGACGUUAAGAACUGUGCAGCAGGAGAAAGUCUCCCUCGCUGAAAAGGUAAACGAACUAGAGUCGAAGUGCUUGCAGCUGGAAGGUGUUCGGGAAGAAAACAAAUCCCAGGCACAGAAAAUCGUAGAAUUGCAAACGCUGUGCUCUUUAGCAAACAGCUUGCGAGACGAGAACGCUGCCCUCUCCCAGACGAACGCAGAACAGCUACGGGAGAACUCGCGGCUUCUGCAAGAGAUCAAGAAUCUGGGAGAGCGGAGCUCUGUUGCCGAGAGCGUGCGGCGGGAGAACUCGUCUCUGAUCGGCCGGAUACGGGAGCUGGAGGCGCGGUGCUCCGCCGUGGGCAGCCUCCAGGAGGAAAGGGACGCCCUCUCGCGGAGAGUGAGAGUCCUGGAGGACGAGUGCGGGGUCGCGAAGGACGCGCAGCGUGGGAGGGUCGAGGCGUUGGAGAGCGUGCUCCUGGAGAAGACCGCGCUCGCCGCAGAGAUGGAGGCACGGUUUGCGGACGUGCUAGAGGAGAACGCAGCCCUGUCCCGGCGGGUCCAAGAGCUGGAGGCACAGUGCGCGCUCUUGCAGGGAUCACGUCGAGACGACGAUGGGCAGGCAUUGUCGUCAGCUCAUUUGGAACUGGAACAGAUCAUUGUUAAACUGCAAGAAGAGAAUAGAGUUCUGCGAAAUGCUUAUGUAAAGGAUUUGCAAGAAUCUGAAGAGAAGCAAGGGUCCCUGGACGAGCUGAGCCAGCAGCUCCAGCGGGAGCUGGACGAGUCGGAGAAGCUGGACAACAGUCUGCUGGGCACCCUGUCGCCCUCCGACACGGACCCGCCGGCCGGGGGAGCGCUGGAGCCGGCCCACGACGCCCUCCUGCGCAAGGUCCUGGCCGCCGGUUUCCCCGUGCUGACACUGUCUGAGCUGUCCGUGGUGCACCAGCUCGUGUGUGAAGCCAGCACGGCCGCGGGUCACGGCAUGCCGUGCGAUACCGACACCGGCAGCACAGCGGCCCGGAUGGACUCCCUGCGCUCCGCCCUGGACGGGGAGCGUGCUCGCGCCUCGCAGCUGGCCGGCCACGUCAGGCUCCAGGCGCAGAUGUUGGCGGACCUGCAAGUGCAGCAGGCCAGCGUGCAGGGUAGCAUCGCCCGCUACAUAGAGCUGCUGGAGACGGAGAGGGGCCGGUCGCUGUGCCUGGAGGGGAAGCUGGCGAGCGAGCGUGCCUCCGCCCGGCAGCUGACGGCCGCUCUCGAGGCGGAGAGGCAGAAGAUGCGCUCCGUGCGGAUACAGGACUGCAGUCUACUGGAGUCGAUGAGGCGGCAGCUGGACGUGGCCUUGGAGAACGAGGAGAAGCUGCAGCGACAGCUGCAGCUGGCGUGCAGCGAGAAGAAGGCAGCCUCGCAGGGCGCACGCGAGCGCGGGCAGCAGUCGCCGGUAGCGGAGGCUGUCGUCUCGGCGGGCAGCGACAGCGACGGAGAUGCCGAGCUGCGAGAGAGGGUGCUGGCCCUCAAGGAGAGGCUGCAGGAGGGGAUUGAGGGUGGGCCUGAUCCCGAGUGCGUGCUCCAGGGCGCACGCGAGCGCGGGCAGCAGUCGCCGGUAGCGGAGGCUGUCGUCUCGGCGGGCAGCGACAGCGACGGAGAUGCCGAGCUGCGAGAGAGGGUGCUGGCCCUCAAGGAGAGGCUGCAGGAGGGGAUUGAGGGUGGGCCUGAUCCCGAGUGCGUGCUCCAGGGCGCACGCGAGCGCGGGCAGCAGUCGCCGGUAGCGGAGGCUGUCGUCUCGGCGGGCAGCGACAGCGACGGAGAUGCCGAGCUGCGAGAGAGGGUGCUGGCCCUCAAGGAGAGGCUGCAGGAGGGGAUUGAGGGUGGGCCUGAUCCCGAGUGCGUGCUCCAGGGCGCACGCGAGCGCGGGCAGCAGUCGCCGGUAGCGGAGGCUGUCGUCUCGGCGGGCAGCGACAGCGACGGAGAUGCCGAGCUGCGAGAGAGGGUGCUGGCCCUCAAGGAGAGGCUGCAGGAGGGGAUUGAGGGUGGGCCUGAUCCUGAGUGCGUGCUCCAGGGCGCACGCGAGCGCGGGCAGCAGUCGCCGGUAGCGGAGGCUGUCGUCUCGGCGGGCAGCGACAGCGACGGAGAUGCCGAGCUGCGAGAGAGGGUGCUGGCCCUCAAGGAGAGGCUGCAGGAGAUGUCCUCAGCUCAGCACAUCGACACCCUCGAGGAGCGGCUGGCCCCCCUGCGCCAGCGAGAGCAGCAGCUGCUGGAGGAGCUGGGAGACGCCCGGCGCCAGGCGCAGGACUUGCGCACGGCGCUGGUGGUGCGGGAGCAGCGUCUCGCCGCGGCCAGGGACCAGCUGACCGCUCUGUCCCGGGAGCUGUCUGCCAGUCGCUCCCGGGAGGCCGAGCUGGAGCGCAGGCUCACUCCCGAGGGUCUGGAGGCAUCCGAGGCCGUCAAGGGAGGCGCGGCAAGUGCAGCGAACGGCGUUGACUGCCGGGACGUGGAGUGGCUGCAAGAACAGAUAAAGGUGCUUCGAGAAAACGAAAAGGUGAACCGCGCCGCCUGGUUGCAGCAGAAGGCAGCCCUGGAAGAUGCGCUGGAGGCUCGUGAACACCAGCGCGUCACCGGAGACAGGCUCCUGCGGUCCGGCUGCGACAUCGAGGAGCGGAUGACGCACCUGUUCGGCAAGUACCUGCGCGUCGAGAGCUACAGGAAGUCGCUGGUGUGGCAGAAGAGGUACCUGCUGGUGGCUCUGAGUGGGUACCGGGACCACGAGGCGGCCACGCUCGGCCGGCUGGCAGUGCUGGCCGGCCGCACGCCUGUGCGCCCUCACCCCUCGCCCAGGACCAGGUUCAGGGUGGCGGUAGUGGCGGUGAUGGCGAUACAGCGCAUGCGCUACCUGGUGCGUCGCUGGAGACACGGUCGUCGAGUGGGCAGGAGCGCCAUCGUCGGCCGGCCGUGCUGCGAGUGUGUCGCCCCGGAAACACACCCUUCUUGCCGUCUGCCGCAGUCGCCGCCGAGCCGGGACGAGGGGACUCCCUGGCACAGCUCCGGGCCUCACCGGCCGUGGAGGCUGGGUGAGGACGGCCGUGUGACGCUGCUGGAGCCAGGCACGGGCGCGCAGUUCGCAGCGCGCAGCGACCUCAUCCAGCGCCGGCUGGGACUGGCCGCGGCCUCCACCUGAUGUCGCGCCCGUGCCCAGGGUUAAAACACUACGUCACAACACAGGCCUGAUCUCGAAAUGGUGGAUCUUCACCAUUGUGCUGCUAUGAAGAAACUGGGUGUAGUUGCAUAUUGGAUAGCGCAUACUAUUGUCUCUUCAGAGUCAAAUAAGACAUACUGGUUGUGUGAAGAGUAAAUAGUCUUGUGUUAUUGCCAUUGCUUGCAGGAAUGCACUAGUUAAAAACCUGCUUGCCAUAUGUACCUACUUUUGUGUUGUAUGCCAUAUUUAUUUGUACUCAUGAGUUUUUAAAAAUGAAGCAGUUUAUUUUAAUGUGGUGUAACUUGGUUUUAGCUAUUAUUAUACUUGAGCAAUUAUUGUCAAUUAUUUUAAACUGCAUUUACAUGUAUAUAUAAUUGUAUACUUUGCAAUAGUUAUGUUAUAUGAAGUGUUUUAGGAACUGACCAAAUAAUAAUUUAAUGGUGCAAUAUUUUACGGUUGCUUGUUAGUUAGUCUUCAAUUGUUAAUGAGAAGAGUCUAGUAUUUUUAUACAAGUUGUUAGUGUGUGUGUGUGUGUGUGUGUGUGUGUGAGAACACGCUGUUUUUGUUACCAAGUGUGGAAUGUCUGUGUGUGAGUCACUCGCGUACCUCCAGGGCCUGAAGGUGGCCAGGGGCGAGUCUACUUUCGUCGAAUACUACUAGAACCCAAGUGAGUCGUGUGGUUGAAAAUUUAGGUGAUUUUUUUUUUUAUUUCCCCCACGUCCUCACUCUCUUGGGUGCUAUUCUGCCUGUAAAUAAGGAAACACAGCCGUUACCUCGUUGAUUCCCAGCGGACUGCGCUGGAACCCAAACGAGCUGGGUGACGGUACACAUUUUGCUGUGGCGUUCUACUGUUUGGUGCUAUGUUGGAGUCGCUGUUGGUACGUUUGUGGAGUUAGACUACAGUACAAUUUGUGUUGUUUGUGUAGCAAGUGUUAUUAAUGCCUGAUGUACAAAAAAAUACUGAUAAUAGGUUUGAUUAGAUUUAAGAAGAACUUGUGUGAUGUUGGUGAGGGGAAUAAAAGAAAUUCAAAUAAGAUAGCUAGGUGAUGAGGUACACACCUCAUAUGUAAUAUUAACAGUGGAAGAUAAUAGGAGUUACUGGCUCAAAGAGAUUUAGUUUUAAUAUACGCACAUAUGUACAAUGUAGAGUUGCUUGGCUUCUGGGUUGUAGACGUGUCGAAGGUUAGGUAUCACCGUCGUUUCGGUCGACAUUGCGGUCGCCAACUUCAGAGAGCAGUUACCUACUGUGUCGGCUUGAAUUUUUUUUUUUUAACUUUGACCAAUCUAUAAAAAUUAUUAUGCAAUUUCCAAAAUCCCUGAAAUAUAUUUUUUUCAAAUAAUGAUUCUGUUACUUCUCUGCUUAUGCACACUUGGCUAAACACUGUGCCACUUGGAAAUGUGCUCAGUAGGUAACUGCUCCCUGAAGAUGGUUACCGCAACGUUGACGGAAACAUCGGUUAUAUCUUCGCCUUCGACGCGGCUACAACCGAGAAGCCAAGCAACCCCAGACAAUGGCGGAGAAAGCCUGCGAUCUUCAUUAAUUACAAUGUACCAAAAUGUAAACAUAAAACUUACAUUUGUUUGAAUUGCUGAUGUUUGUAACUAGAUGUGCAAAGUGAUUGUGGUAUGGCUCCAGCGAGUAGCUGAUGACACUGUGGCAGUCACCACAGCCAAUAAGUGGUUGUGGUUGGAAGUGUACUAGGUACCUUCCUUUCCUUCUUUCUGACAAGUCUUGAUGUGCAAAUUAAUGAUAAUUUUACUUUUAACUGAAUCAAACAUGUAUUGAUUUUUGUUUUAAUUAUAAAUUCAAUACACCCAAUAUGUAUGUUCUUUGUAAACCAAGCUCCAUUUGUUUAAGCGGUUGGGAUUUUUUAACUCCCUCAGUAAUGUGCCAUGUUGAAUGAGCUCCUUUUUUGCAUGUUUGUGACAUGGGUGUGAUUUAAGCCAAAUUAAAAUUAGAUACAUAAUA
Bacillus rossius redtenbacheri is the source of this 14608-nucleotide messenger RNA. RefSeq names its product pericentrin-like. The coding region runs from base 247 to 12621 and encodes 4124 amino acids. NCBI's taxonomy places the organism in Eukaryota, Metazoa, Arthropoda, Insecta, Phasmatodea, Bacillidae. Gene Ontology annotation, biological process: signal transduction. The transcript has 49 exons. The record is from RefSeq and is a predicted model, not a curated record. Gene Ontology annotation, molecular function: molecular adaptor activity.